Messenger RNA from Branchiostoma belcheri (Belcher's lancelet), 2298 nucleotides. RefSeq names its product sodium/hydrogen exchanger 8-like. Gene Ontology annotation, cellular component: Golgi apparatus; membrane. The transcript is spliced from 17 exons. Gene Ontology annotation, molecular function: sodium:proton antiporter activity. NCBI's taxonomy places the organism in Eukaryota, Metazoa, Chordata, Leptocardii, Amphioxiformes, Branchiostomatidae. The record is from RefSeq and is a predicted model, not a curated record. Gene Ontology annotation, biological process: regulation of pH; sodium ion transport; proton transmembrane transport. The coding region runs from base 206 to 1984 and encodes 592 amino acids.
CUGCGUCACGACUGGAUAUGGUAAUCACAAGAGGACAGUGAAGAGGCUAUCCUGAUCCGGAAUUCCACAUUUAUUUUCUGGUUCUGGAGUAAUUCCCUCCAGGAUAUGGUCACCCCUGGCAGCUGGAGGACCGUUUCAGCGGAAGAUAGGACGCGUUUUUCUUAGAGAUUAGCUCAGAGACUCGUGCGGAAAGGAUUUUGCUAAGAUGGGGGAACCUGACUCGGCAGCGGAUCUCUCUGCAACUUUGCUGCACAUACUCGCCAACGACAGCCUGUCUAACCUGACGCAGGCAAACUACACGAAUGUGUCGGCCAGCACAGCGAAGCCCGCACCUCCCCCUGCCCCCACCCUCCCCGGGGUGCCUGAGGAUGAGGCUGCAGGGCUGGAACAGUCCAUGAGCAUGACCAUGUUCUUCAUCUGUAUCAUGUUAGCCCUGUGUAUCAUGCUGGUGCAUCUACUGAUCAAGACCAGGUUCCACUAUUUACCUGAGAGUGUGGCCAUUGUGUUCCUGGGUGCUGUUGUUGGGUUGAUAAUCAAACUGAUGAACAAAUUGGAACUCGGAAACUGGACAAGAGAAGAGGCCUUCCACCCAACCACGUUUUUCCUGGUCAUGUUACCUCCAAUCAUUUUUGAGUCAGGGUAUUCUCUUCAUAAGGGAAACUUUUUCCAGAACAUGGGUUCCAUCAUGCUGUUCGCUGUGAUAGGGACCAUCCUGUCAUCCCUGGUCAUCGGUGGGGGCAUCUAUCUGCUAGGGAAGGCUGGGGUGGCCUUUGAGUUGACCCUUGGAGAAAGUUUUGCGUUUGGUUCCCUGAUCUCAGCCAUUGAUCCCGUGGCAACCAUCGCCAUCUUCCACGCUCUCGGAGUGGAUCCCAUCCUCAACAUGCUGGUGUUUGGGGAGAGCAUUCUCAACGAUGCUGUCUCCAUCGUUCUUGCAAAUACUGUGAUCAUGCUGACGGCCCCCUCCAUGGCAGACGUGGACUCUACCACCGCCUUCUUCCUCAUGGUGGGAAACUUCCUCAAGAUGUUUUUCGCCUCCGCUGCCAUCGGUGUGUCGUUUGCCGUCAUCAGCGCACUGUUACUGAAGCACAUCAAUCUACAGAGGACACCUUCGCUGGAGUUCAGCAUCAUGAUGAUAUUUGCCUACACACCGUAUGUUUUAGCUGAAGGACUCAAGCUGUCAGGUAUUAUGGCGAUCCUGUUCUGUGGAAUUGUGAUGUCCCACUACACCCACUACAACCUGUCUCCUGUCACACAGAUCACCAUACAACAGACAUUCAGAACCAUGGCUUUCCUAGCAGAAACCUGUGUGUUUGCCUACCUUGGUCUGGCCAUCUUCAGCUUCAGACAUAACUUCAAACCAGCUUUUGUCGUCUGGAGUAUCGUUCUUUGUUUACUUGGUCGGGCUGUCAACAUCUUCCCACUGUCCUAUAUCGUCAACAUCUUCAGAGAUCACAAGAUCACCAAAAAGAUGCAAUUUGUCAUGUGGUUUAGCGGAUUGCGAGGUGCCAUUGCCUACGCCCUGAGUCUCCAUCUGGAGUUGGAGGGGGAGAAGAGACAUGUCAUCAUCACUACUACUCUCAUCAUUGUGCUGUUCACUAUCCUGUUCCUAGGGGGCUCUACUAUGCCACUCAUGAAAUUGAUAAAAGUGGACAGUAGACAGAAGGUCACCAAAGAAGUCACACUCAGUAAAACAGAGGAGUUGGGUAAUGCCAUAGAAUCUGAACACUUGUCAGAGCUGACCGAGGAGGAAUAUGAAGUGAAUUUUGUGAAGCCGAACCUGAAAGGCUUUAUGAGGAUAGAUGCUAAGUACCUGGUCCCUGCCCUGACAAGACGAUUCACUCACCAGGAGCUGCGAGAAGGCCAGACCCACAUGAAACAGCUGACUAACCAGUGGUACCAGGAGGUCAGAGGUCCUGCCAUGGAGUCUGAUGAGGAAGUGGACAGUGCAGAGACGGACAGGCUCACCACAACCACUCAGUUUUAACCUGCUACCUACUGAGACCAUCUUACAGCCACCACUCAGUUUUAACUUUCCUCCAGCUGAGACCAAAUCACAGCCACCACACAGUUUUUAACCUUCUACCUACUGAGGGGGUGCAGAGACAGACAGACUCACCAUAACUACUCAGUUUUAACUUUCCUCCUACCGAGACAUGCUCACAGCCUCCACACAGCUUUAACUAGCUUUCCUCCAUCUGAGGGAACACUAAGACUGACAGGCCCACAGCCACCACUUUGGUAUUAUUAUAGACUAUAUGAUAAUGACACCAAUAAGUCUGAAAUACAACAGUUCCUGAC